This is a messenger RNA of Caretta caretta (loggerhead turtle), 3873 nucleotides long. RefSeq names its product leucine-zipper-like transcriptional regulator 1. The record is from RefSeq and is a predicted model, not a curated record. NCBI's taxonomy places the organism in Eukaryota, Metazoa, Chordata, Testudines, Cheloniidae. Gene Ontology annotation, cellular component: cytoplasm; Golgi apparatus. Gene Ontology annotation, molecular function: protein binding; chromatin binding.
GUUUUUUAUGGGCACCAAGGCCUUGUGUGAGGUGGGUAGAGACUGAGGCUCCAGUUUGCGUGUCGUGGAGAGCUUAACUACGAGUGUGUAACCUCUUUGGGGCUGAGAGAGCAUGGCCCUUUAAAUCUCUGCCCUGAGGCGGAGGAGGGGAGUGCUGAUUGUGCCUGAAGGAGGAAGUGCAGGGGAAGAGCGACAGCGUGGGUGUCUGGCACUCCCGACAGAAGGGCUGCAGCCCCAGGCCCUCACACAGUGAAGCAGCCCAGAAGCUGCCCGGAGCCGGGGAGGGACAGAGCAGCGACCGACCGGGGACGCCAGGACAGGAGCCAGGAGGAGCAGUGGGCCAGGAAGGAAUCGUCCGAGAGAGACAGACCGGAGCUGGACCCAGUAUCGCUGCUGCACGGGGCCACUGUACCAAGAUGAGACUGGGUCCCUGACUUUUUGGGGGGAUCUCCCUGGUACUGCUACCCUUUACAGAAGACAAUGGAUUUGGCAAGAACCCAGAUGUAGGGAUGAAAAGGAAAACUGCAAUGUGCCUAUGGAAACCUGUACCACAGAGCAAGCCUUUUCCAUGCGAUCGGUUCAAACAUGCCUGCAGCAUCUGCAGAGGGUUUGUUUAUCUUUAUGGGGGUCGGUGCAAUAGCAGCCUAAGUGACUUCUGGCGGUACAAUAUAGCAAGCAAUGAAUGGGAAAAACUGGAUUGUUCAGAAGAUGGCCCAGAAGAACUGGAAGAACAUUCAAUGGUGGCUUAUCAGGGCAUCCUCUAUAUUUUCGGUGGGAUGGUGGAUUCUGCUUUUACGCAGGUGAAGAUCCCUCUCUGGAUGUAUGACAUUGAUUCAGCGAGAUGGACUGAGUGCCGGCACACAGCAGUGGAGACUGAGAGCAUUGCUCCAGCUAACAGAAAGGGCCACAGCGCAGUAGUGUACAAUUCCAGCAUGUACAUCUAUGGGGGAUACUUCGACAUCAAAGGGAUUUCACAAGAGUUUUGGGCUUUACGUUUUGAUACAGGAGAGUGGUCACAGGUAUCUCCACAGUCUUGUGACACUGGUCCAGGACCCCGGCAUGGUCACUCAGCUGUGGUUUAUGGCACAGGCAUGUACCUGUUUGGCGGACUGAUGGGGCUGAGUGAACAGAGGGACCUAUGGAAGUGGGACUUUACAAGCUGCAAGUGGUCCACUAUCAGAACAAGUGAGUGCAAAGAAAAAAAAGAGCAUCUCCAUAGAACUCAGUUGUGGCUCUCCUGCAAAUGCUGGGAAAAGUUGAAAGGUAAAAGUACUGAAUUUACAUACACAACUUAUUCCAAAAGUUUUUGGCUGGAUGCUGCCAUCUCAUGGCCUGAUCCUGAAGAGUGGAGCACCCUCAAUUGCCACUGACGUCAAGGGGGACUCAGGAUAUUCAGCACUUUUCAGGAGGUUCAGAACUUGGCAAGUUCAGGGUAUUUUUCUCAAUUUCAUGACGUUUUUAAUAAUAAUGUAUUUUUAUGACCCUUGGAUGUGUAACUUGUAACAAAGGUCAAAUAUAGCAUAAAUGAACGAGGUGCAGAUAUAUGGCAAAAGUGUUUGGGCCCUAAUUUUAUUUAGGAUUUAUUUUAGUAUGUUUAAAAAAAUCCCCCUCCAUCUAGUUUCAUUAACUAGAUGUGUCACUUCUUAAAAUAGUCACAAAACUUCUGCCUGUAUUUGUCAGCCUAGCCCACAGAGCUAUUUGAUAUUUCCAUAUAAAUUAACUACGGAGUUAUUUAACUUAAUGGUUAAUCUUUAGCUUUGCUUAUUACUGAAGUCAAACUUUUAAUGAUACUGGUAGCAGUGUUAUCUUAAUACUGGUUUGAGCAGGGUAAUAACCAUGGAAUUAUUUCAGACUGCUGUGAAGGCAGCUGGGAUGUACAUUAAUUCCUACAUCUGGAAAAGGAACACUUGUAACUACACCAUCAGAGUACAGUAGUACCUCAGAGUUGCAAACACCUCAGGAAUGGAAGUUGUUUGUAACUCUGAACAAAACGUUAUGGCUAUUCUUUCAGAAGUUUACAACUGAAUAAUGAUUUAAUACAGUUUCAAACUUUACUAUGCAGAAGACAAAUGCUGCUUUCCCUUUAUUUUUUUAGUAGUUUGUUUAACACAGUACUGCACUUGCUUUUUUUUUGGUCUGCUGGUGCCUGAUUAUGUACUUUCGGUUCCAAACGAGGCAUGUGGUUGAAAGGUCCGUUCAUAACCCUGAGGUUCUACUGUACUAAGCCUGCAUUACUUUUCUACACUCUUAAUUCAUGAUUUUCUACAAAGGGUUUUCUAGUCUCAAUCACGGACUUAUUUUCACACAUUAUAAACAUCAAACAAGGAAUCUACCUCUUGAUACACAGACACAGGCAUGUUUCCAACCACUGAUUAGAUGGUGGAGGUUCCAGGGGCCUCUAGGAUUGCCCAGACUCACAAAACAGUCUCAAGUUCUUCAGUAGAAAUGUGUAUAUAUGCUAUCUUUUGCGUUGGUGUGAAGUGACAGGUUACGGUGCAGGCUCUGACUGAACCCAGCUCCCUAACAAUUGGGCUCAGUGACAUGUCAGAGUUAAGCAUAGGCAGAGCACAAUAAUCUUAAAUCAGAUGCAUGUUUUUAUGUCAGCCCGAGUGAGCUGUAUGGACCGUAUUGACUUUUAUCUUCUCUAGGAUUGACUGGGGGGAAGGGGGAUGUAGCCGCAAAAGGCAGCUGUAGAGCACCCCUAGAUGCCAGCAGAGACCGUUCAUUCGCUGGCUGACUUACUUCUAAAUCUUUAAAAACAAAUGUGAUUUGAUACUGGAAGGGAGGUUUUGAAAUUCAAAGAGAUGUGUCACAGUCACUUACAGACAGGAGCUCUCCUCUGUGGGGGCAUCCGAGUGCCUUUUUGCCAUGAAUGUUUGUAUUCCUCGCCUGCUGCCAUAGCAAGCUGCAAACAGCUUGAACUGAGCCCUCAGUAAGCAAUAUUUGCUUUCAGCACUGCAUUAGUGUCCCUGGAGCAGCUUUCAUUUCAGUGCGUUAGUAACAGUUACUGUAGUUAAUGGCUGCGGUAAUGUUUUCCAGAAACCUUGAAUAGUGUCACCCUUCCCUUGCUUGUUACCUUAGUAAGAUUUUCAAUGAAAAUGUUUAUUUCUCAAAGGAGGGGAAAAGUUAGCCGACUUGAACAAAACACUCCAUAACCCCGUUACAGCUGCUCACCCUAUCUAUAUAUGAGUUGGGCAAGGAUUCAGGAACUGUCAUUAGUUUAACUCUGGCCCAAGUUAGUAAUGACCAAAAGUCAUUACCAUCUGGUGGCACGGCAGUGGUCUGUGUGAAAUAAUCAGUGGAUUAGCUCCAGUUAGUAGCUAUCACCACCAUUAGCAUCUUUGUUGGCAAGUUGAGUGAAGGGACUCAUUUCUCCACUUGAGCUGCUCCUUAAGCACAGGGCGCAGGCCAGCAUGGGAGAGGCUUGCAUUGCUGCCAUCUGUCCUGUAUCUCUUCACUGGCUAAACAUACUGUUUUCCAAGGCUUGAAACAUUUCAUAAGCAGCACACUCACUUUACAAAGUGAAAGGGUAUAACCAGACUAUUUGUAUUAACCUCUUCUGGGACUGCAAAUGUAUUGUUAUAGCUUGAAAAGUGAGACUAUUUUAAAGUCUCGUAUAUUUAUAGAAUUAAGAUACAAGAACAAAUCUGUCCUUAUUGAUUUAACAACUUUUUGUAAGACGCAGUAAAUCUACAUUAGGUCAGAAUAUUCUGAUUCUUUGUUUACCGUUGGCUUCUCCUGAGCAACAGAAGAAACUGUGUUUAUCAAUAUCGAGGGCAGGGCAGUUAGCUGCAAAAUAGACAUUUUAUUGUGAAUGAUAAGAGACAAAAGUAAAUGUACUUUUUCUCAUUCAAUAAAGUUAUGUUAAGUCAA